ACCAAACACAGCUACUAGAAAGAAACUCAAAUGGCCACCUCUUCCUAUGUCCUUCUCUUCGCUCUUCUUGCGUUGGUCUCAUGGCAGGCUAUCGCUUCUGAUCCGAGCCCCUUGCAAGACUUUUGUGUCGCAGACAACAGCUCACAUGUUCUAGUUAAUGGGUUUGUAUGUAAAGACCCAAAGGACGUGAAGGCCGAAGACUUUUUCUUGGCGGCCAAACUCGACACGCCGAGAGACACAAAGACGAACAAAGUUGGGUCCAAUGUCACUUUGAUCAAUGUAAUGCGGAUUCCUGGCCUCAACACAUUGGGCAUCUCCCUGGCGCGCAUCGACUAUGCACCUCUAGGCGAGAACCCACCGCACACUCACCCGCGUGCCACUGAGAUCCUCACCGUGCUUGAAGGGACCCUUUAUGUCGGCUUUGUCACAUCCAACCCAGAAAACAAGUUUUUGUCGAAGGUGCUUAACAAGGGUGACGUGUUUGUAUUCCCAGAAGGUCUCAUCCACUUCCAAUUCAACCCUAACCCCUACAAACCAGCGGUGGCAAUUGCUGCACUUAGCAGCCAGAACCCUGGGGCUAUCACCAUUGCCAACGCUGUGUUUGGGUCAAAACCGGCAAUCUCAGACGAUGUUCUUGCCAAGGCAUUCCAAGUGGAGAAGAAGACUGUAGACUGGCUUCAGGCUCAGUUUUGGGCAGAUAACCAGAACUAAUGAAGUCUUGCAUGGACAAACGUUGAAAAUAGAAUCGUCUUGGCUCAUAUACAAUAUAUUUGUUUGUUUUAUUGUACUAGCUUGUAAAACAUUUAUCCUCUAUGGUUGAAAUACUCG
Messenger RNA from Triticum dicoccoides, 828 nucleotides. RefSeq names its product germin-like protein 8-11. Bases 31 to 711 code for a protein of 226 amino acids. Gene Ontology annotation, molecular function: manganese ion binding. The record is from RefSeq and is a predicted model, not a curated record. The transcript has 2 exons. Lineage: Eukaryota; Viridiplantae; Streptophyta; Magnoliopsida; Poales; Poaceae.